ACUCACAUCGCCAUGACCGUCGACGAGCCAGAGAUUGUGGCCAUUAGUGUCAGUCACAAACAGCAGGUGGGUUACCUCAGGCAGGACUCCACCUGGCUGCAGUGUCCUUCCUGCGAGAAGUACGGCAUGAGCGUGGUGCAACUGGAGGUGGUGACCUGUCUCCAGAGAUUCCUGGGAUUCACCAAACUUUGUAAAAAAUGGCCUGGUCGUCAGGACAUCAAUCACUACUGCCUACACUGCGGCUGCUUCAUUGGGAGAUUUGUCCCCGUCAACUGCACGGAACGUUGCCUCUCCCGAUCCGCCCGCAAGCAGGCGGCCGUGGAUGAGAUGACCCUGAAGACACGCCCCAAGGACUGCGCCGAAAGGGCUCAGAAGUCCAGGGAAAAGAUCCUGGCCAAGAGGGAGAAAAAGAGGGCCGAGAAGGCGGCCAAGGAGGCGGGCAAGGCCCAAGAGCAAACCCAAAUAGCUGUGCACCAAUGA
Molecule: messenger RNA, 480 nt
Organism: Drosophila kikkawai
Lineage: Eukaryota; Metazoa; Arthropoda; Insecta; Diptera; Drosophilidae
Source: RefSeq, a predicted model, not a curated record